This is a messenger RNA of Caenorhabditis angaria, 1861 nucleotides long. The record is from the annotation of a GenBank genome assembly. NCBI's taxonomy places the organism in Eukaryota, Metazoa, Nematoda, Chromadorea, Rhabditida, Rhabditidae.
AUGGCUUCGAUCGAUGUGACAGAAAUUUUGAAGUCAUCGAAUGCUUCGGCGACUUAUCAACCAGCCAGGAAGAAAUCGAGAUUCGAUGCCGAGCCAUCUUCAUCGUCUUCAGCUCCUCCAGCAAAUGCGGAAGAUAUUCUUGCGGCUUUGGAAUCAGAUCAAGCGAAUUUCACUCCAUUAGAUGAUGUUCAAGUAAGAAAAUUGGUGGGGCAAUUGGAGAAAAGAUGUUGAAAAAUCGAGAAAUGCGCGUGAAAAAUCCAGAUGAUCCGAAAAAGUUUAUGGAUUCUGAAAUUGAGCUGGAUACAGCGAUUCAGGAGAUGCACACUUUGGCAACUCAACCCGAUUUAUAUGGAGUUUUUGUUUCGGCGAAUGGUGUCGAGAUUCUUCUUCAAUUAUUAGGACACGAGAAUUCGGAUAUUAUUUGUGCAACUUUGAAUCUUUUGCAAGAAUUGACCGAUGUUGAUAUUCUGAAUGAAGGAGAUGAAGGAGCUGUUGAACUUGUUGAAAGUUUAUCAAAUGGUUCAAUUAUCACAACUUUGUUGUCAUGUUUUGAACGAUUGGAUGAAAAAGAAAAAGAUGAAAGUGAUGGAAUUCAUAACGGAUUGAGUGUUGUUGAAAAUGUAGGUUCAGGGAGAUAUCUAGAUCUCGAUAGGGAAUAUAUAUAUGUAUAUAUGUUUAUUUUAAAAAAUGUUUUAGAUGAUCGAAUUUCGCGACGAGACCACUGAAGAGUGUGUAAAACAAGGAUUCAUAGUUUGGCUUUUGAAGCGAUGUUUCCAAAAAUCCCCAUUCGACGCCAAUAAAAUGUACGCAUCCGAACUCUUGUCAAUGAUCCUUCAAUCUUCCGAUUCAGCAAAAUCAAAACUGACUGAAAAAGUCGAUGGAAUCGAUAUUCUUCUUCGAGCCAUCGCAGUUUACAAGAAAAGCGAUCCAACAAGCGUUGACGAGCGGGAAUACAUGGAAAAUCUGUUCAACGCACUUUGCGCAGCACUUAUGUGGCCAGAAAACAGGAAAAAAUUCCUGGAUGGUGAAGGUUUGCAAUUGAUGAAUUUGAUGCUUCGAGAAAAGAAACAAUCACGUCAAAGUGCUUUGAAAGUAUUGGAUCAUGCAACUUCAGGAGUUGAAGGAAUCGAGAAUUGCAAUAAACUUGUCGAAAUGCUCGGAUUACGAACUAUUUUCCCGCUUUUCAUGAGAACACCCUCCAAAGUUAAGAGAAAGGAUACAACACCAGAUGAGCAUGAAGAACACGUAUGCACUGUAAGUUUUCUAGCUUUUUUUUUAAUACUAAAAAUGAUAAUUUUUCUCUAGAUUCUCUCAUCUCUCCUCUCCUCCUGCAGCGAAAAUCAUCGCGAAAGAAUUGUGCAAAAAUUCGUUGAGCACGAACAUGAAAAAGUCGAUCGAGCUGUUGAAUUAUUCCUCAAAUAUAAGUAAGCAUUUUAUAUAUUUUUUUUUUUGAAACCCCCCUCCCCCAAAACCUAUUUUCUUCAGAGAAAAAAGUUCAACGUUUCGAGCUGAAAAAACGAAAAGAAGCUGGAAGUUCUGAAGAAGACGAUGAAGAUCGUGAAUAUUUGGAUAAACUUGACAAUGGAUUGUAUUCCCUUCAACGUCUUUCAUUAAUCCUAGCUGAUGUCACAGUUUGUGUCCCUUCAGCGAGACAAAGAGCUCAAAAAUUGUUUUCGAUGAAAAUGAGCAAUGAUAGAUUAGACACUAUUCUAUCGCCGGUCAGUGAUUUUUUUUUUUGGAAAAGAAAUCCUUUUUUUUUUUGCAGAUCCUCGAAGAAUAUUAUGAAAAUUUGGGAUUGGAUGCACUUGAUGAGCGAAAACGUGUAAUUUCUUUAAUUGAAUCGAUCAGCUCGUUUUAUUGA